Lactuca saligna is the source of this 1967-nucleotide messenger RNA. The record is from the annotation of a GenBank genome assembly. Lineage: Eukaryota; Viridiplantae; Streptophyta; Magnoliopsida; Asterales; Asteraceae.
AUGGCGCAACGAGGAGCCCGUGGUGGUGGUCGCAGUGGUAGUCACAUUAGUGGUCGUGAUGCUGGAGAUAGAAAUGCAUCCCAAUCAUACAAUGAUGCAGAAAGUCAACCUUCUUCUUCAGUUAGAGGAUCAAACAUCUUAGAACAAGUUCCAAGUAACCCAUCAAAAAGGAAGUUCAUUGAAGUCGAUUCUGAAAAGGAAUUUACGGAUCAGAUUUCAGUGAUCAGAGCCAUCACAUGUAUACUGAAGACGAUGUUUGACGGCCCAUGGACCUCAUGGAAGAAGGUUGACAAAGAACAUCGUGAUGCAAUGUGGGAACACUUCAAGGGUUUGUAUGUUUGGCCCGAAGAGACUGAUGUUCUUGCUCGCAAGGUAUGGGAAGACUGUAUGAAGAAACGAUUUCCUGACGUAAUGCGAAGAGCACGUGAAGCAUCUUUAAAACUUGCCAAAGCUGCAAAUGUGAAUGCCUCACUAGAAGGUGAUUUAAAUUUGCUAAAGGACUAUCGCCCAAAUUGGAUAAAAAAGGAGUAUUGGGAAAAAAUGAUCAAUGAAGUGUGGACCACAUCCAAAUGGAAACGUUUAUCACAAUCAGGGAAAAAUAACAGAAAUAAAUUAGAAGAUGGCUCUGUUUCCAAACAUACCGGGGGUUCUAUAUCUAUUCGUCAACAUAAGAAAAGAAUGCAAGCAAUUCUUAAACGCCCUCCUACAGGAGUUGAACUUUAUGCAAGGUUGCACACUAAACGGUCUACUCAAGAGUACAUUACACCAAAGGCAGCUAAAGUUAAGGAGGCUUAUGAAAGUGCUAUGGUGGCUAAGUUUGGUGAUGAUACUAGUUGCCACCCCCUCUUGGAUAAUGAAACAUGGUGUGAUGUUUCCGGAGGAGUCAAGAAAGGAAGAAUAUAUGGAUUCGGAUCUGUGUCUGAUCCAGCGAGCUUUUUGGAAGGAACAUCUAGUACAAUAACAUCCCAAGAGGUUGUCUAUGAACGUGUACGAAACGAGAUGCGUGGCGAAAUGGAUGCUAAAGCUGCAGAAAUGGAAGCUAAACAUCAACAAAUGCAUGUAUGCAGCCUUGCAAAAUAUGAUGGGAAAUUGAAAAGUAAAGGAAUGAGAACCGAAGAUGAUUGGAUGGACAUGAAACGAAGAUAGCAGCUAAAAUGUUAUUUUGAAGGUUAAACUUUUUUCUGUUUGUACCUCUUUUGCAUACUUUGGAUUUCUUGGUUCUAAAAUGUUAUUUUGAAGUUAAAUUGUUGGGAGUUUGAUGUUAUGUGGAUAGUUUCGUUUUUGGAUGUUUCUUGAAUGACACUUUGGUAAACUUUGAUAAUUUUGGUAUUGUAAUGCUUGGUUGUAUCAUUAUUUGAUGUUCUUUAGUAUAAUAAUUUGAUGAUUGUAGUAUUUUUUUUCUUUUAGAAUCAUAAUAAAAAAAAUGAUAUUACAAGUUCGUGGUGAGAAAAUAAAAAGUAUUUUAAUGCAUGAAUUUUGCGAGGGAUUAGCUACGGAAAAAAAAAAUCAUGUCUAAAGUGCGACGGAUCAGCGACGGAAAGGAAAAAAAUUUAAUGUAUGAAUUUUGCAAGGGAUUAGUGAUGAAAAAAAUUCAUGUCUAAAGUUUGCGAUAGAUCAGCAACGGAAAAAAAAAAUAGUAUAUGAAUUUUGCAAGGGAUUAGCUACGGAAAAAAAAAAACUGUUCAUGGAAAUUUGCGACAGAACAACGACGGAAUGCAUUGAGUGACAUUUAGUGACAUUUAGCGACAGAUAUUCUGUCGCUACCUUUGUGGCAAGGAAAAACCCAAUCCGUCGCUAAAACCGUAGCUGAGAAAUUAGCCACCUUUUUAUUACCUAUGGAGUGAAUCUGUCGCUGAUCCAUUGCAAACAGCAUUUAGCGACGGAAUAGCGACAGAUUUUUCCAUCGGUAAAACCCAUGUUUCUAGUAGUGACAUGAAUGGAUUGAUCUCAUAUUCGGGUGGGCCCUA